Messenger RNA from Colius striatus (speckled mousebird), 1128 nucleotides. It is a transcript of the gene UTS2B, whose product is annotated as urotensin 2B. Gene Ontology annotation, molecular function: hormone activity. Lineage: Eukaryota; Metazoa; Chordata; Aves; Coliiformes; Coliidae. Gene Ontology annotation, biological process: blood vessel diameter maintenance; regulation of blood pressure. The coding region runs from base 51 to 434 and encodes 127 amino acids. The record is from RefSeq and is a predicted model, not a curated record. Gene Ontology annotation, cellular component: extracellular region. The transcript has 5 exons.
UCAUCUGGCAGUGGGUUGCAUUGAAGUCCUCCACUGUGCCUGAAGGAAGAAUGCUUUUGGCUGGUGGGAAUGUGGAGAAGAUGGGGUCUGUCCAGCUGCUCCUUGGAGUACUAACCAUCUUUACCGUCACUGUCUAUAUCCCGUCUACACAUGGAGAGCAUUUUUUACUACAAGAUAACCGAGUGCUUUCAGAGAGGGGAGACACAAAUCAUGAGGACACUCUGCUGACUCUGCUUCUUAAUAAGAAAUUUGCAUGGCGGAGACCAGAAAAUAUUGACUGGGAGCUGGCAAAGAAAUUUGAAGAACUUGAACAGCUGGAAAAGUUGAAGGAUCAGCUCUCAAAUGAGGAAGGGUCAGAGGUGGCCUAUGCCUUGGAAAGUCUCUCAGCAUCCCCACCCAAAAAACGUGCUUGCUUUUGGAAAUACUGCAUCUGAAGCCUUGACAGGACUGGAGGAUGAAGAUGAAUCCUUCCCCAGACUGCCUUGCCGGGUAUUAAUGUGUUAAGAGUUUGUUCUGUUCUCUGAUCGUGCUGCUGCUAACUUGGACAUCUUCCAUGACCUCUUCACAGCCAAGUCUAACAGGGACUGUGACAAAAGCUGGUAGCUUGCUACCACUCUCUACUGUUCCUUCCUUCCAGGUUCAACCUGUCUUCAAGUCUUCUAUUUGGAAGAUGCUUUCCAACUUUCCUUGCUGUUCUCUGUGUGCCAUUCAGUCUGCUGCCACUGUACACUCUUCCCCUUCUCACCAGGUACCCCCAAAGCACCAAACACUGACUUGGUUCCCCUGAGCUCGGGCAUCUGCCCACGUCUGUAGGUGUUGCUCACAAUUGUGUCUGAGUUUCCUGUCACCUCGUACAAGCAGGUCUAUGAUGACCUAAAACCGGCUGCUGGGGCAGGAAGGCAGACUGGAUAUAAUGUGAAGGGCUCAGUGCUGUCUGCCUCAACUUGCUGAGCCAGAGCUGCUCCUCAUUAUGUCUCAUCAGCUUACACAGUAGGUUUGGGGGAGGACAGGCACAGAAGUCUGGAUCCUUUGGAUAUCAUUCCAAUAAAGAUUUUUUGUUGCACAGAAGCACAGACUGUUUUGUUUCUCAUUCCCUGCAGAGGCCCAAGGGGCAGUGCAUUUCCCUUG